This is a messenger RNA of Scutellospora calospora, 684 nucleotides long. The record is from the annotation of a GenBank genome assembly. NCBI's taxonomy places the organism in Eukaryota, Fungi, Glomeromycota, Glomeromycetes, Diversisporales, Gigasporaceae.
AUGGCUUGCGAUGCAUUACAAGCUCAAUUUAUUGGUAAUAAUAAUGUUUUACCUACUUAUGGACAAAAUUUACUUCAAUAUAUUGAAGAAAAUAAUUUAGAUACUAGUCAAUUUCUUACUUUUAUAUCUGAAUUUGCAUCUGCUACAAUAACAAGUUUAAAUAAUCGUUUUCCAAAUCGGGAACUUUAUGAAGCUAUAAAAAUAUAUGAUCCAAAACAGUUACUAAUAUCUAAUAGUGAUUUAGCAAACUAUAGUAAUGAGGUGAUUAAUAUUCUUAGUAAUUUUUAUAGAACAGAAAAAAUUAUAAAUAAUCAACAAUUUAUACCACCAUUAGAAAAAAAAGAUUUAAUUAAUGAGUGGGGAAUGGUUAAAUUUUUUCUUAAAAAUUAUCGUUCUAUUAAAUUUGUUGAUACAUGGAACUUUAUUUUUUCACAAACUACAUUUAUUUAUGAUUUUCCAGCUACUUCUACUUUAAUUCAAAUUGCUUUACUUAUUCCUGUUUCUAAUACAACUAUUGAACGUGUUUUUUCUUAUCAAAAACUUAUUAAAACUCGACUUCGUAAUCAAAUGAAUAUUGAAACACUUAAUCAUCAUUUAAUGAUAGCUUUAAACAGACCAUCUAUUGAAUUAUUUGAUUUUGAAAAGGCUUAUGAUUAUUGGUAUACAAAAGAACGACGAAUUUAA